This is a messenger RNA of Diplodia corticola, 1653 nucleotides long. Its product is annotated as cytochrome p450. The coding region runs from base 1 to 1653 and encodes 550 amino acids. The transcript is spliced from 9 exons. The record is from RefSeq and is a predicted model, not a curated record. Lineage: Eukaryota; Fungi; Ascomycota; Dothideomycetes; Botryosphaeriales; Botryosphaeriaceae. Gene Ontology annotation, molecular function: monooxygenase activity; heme binding; oxidoreductase activity, acting on paired donors, with incorporation or reduction of molecular oxygen.
AUGGCAGCCUCCGAGGAGGUACCUAUCCUGGAUUUCCUCUCCCAGCACCUUUUCCUGGUACUGGCGUCGUCCGUGGCUCUCUGGUACCUGUGCCUUGGGAUCUACAGGCUUUUCUUCCAUCCCAUUGCAAAGUUCCCUGGACCCAAGCUCGCAGGAUUGACCUACUGGUACGAGACCUACCACGAUUUCGUCCGAAGGGGCAAGUACACGGAGCAGAUCUCAACCCUUCAUGACAAAUAUGGUCCGAUCAUACGCAUCAAUCCAGAAGAGCUUCACGUCCGUGAUCCCAAGUUUAUCGAUACGUUAUACUCGUAUACUUCCAAACGCGGGAUAGCCACUUGGCUUACCGGGCCCUUCGAUUUCGAGGGCACACACUUCGGCUCCUUGAGCCAUGACCUCCACCGGACACGCCGAGCACCCCUACAGCGUCUCUUCUCGAGAUCCAUGGUCGUGAAGCUCGAGCCACUCAUCAAGCAAAACGUUGUCAAACUCGCCAAGAACGUUGAGACGUGGGCCGGAACCGGCAAGCCGCUGUCCCUUGUCGACGCCAUCUCGUGCAUGGCGACGGAUAUCAUCACUGAAUACUGUUUCGGCCGCAGCUACGGCUUCCUGGACGACCCAAACAUGGAGAAGAGCUUAUACAAUGCGAUUCACACCGGCAUAGAGGCCGUGAUCCCGUUCAGACACUUUCCGCUGUAUCAAAAAUUGUUCUACAGCCUACCGACGUGUGUCAUUGAGUGGAUGAAUCCCGACAUGCAGCUGUGGAGGGAGUUCCGGACCGACAUCCGGUCCCACGUCCGCAAAAUCAAGCAAGACAUAGUCCAGGGCGUCAUCAAGCCGUCGGAGUCGUCUCGCGCCACCGUCUUCACCGAGAUCCUCACCAGCAACAUGCCCGACUCGGAAAAGGACACGGAGCGCCUCAGCCGCGAGGCCCAAGCCAUGGUGCAAGCCGGCAUCGAAACCGUAUCAUGGAGCCUCACAACCAACCUAACCUACCUCCUCUCCAACCCGCCCGCCCUCGCCAAACUCCGCGCCGAACUCCUCGCCGCCAUCCCCGAUUCCUCCCCCCCAUUCUCCCUCCCCCCCUGGCAAUCCCUCGAACAGCUCCCCUACCUCUCCGCCUGCGUCCUCGAAGGCCUCCGCCUCGGCUACGGCGUCGUCACGCGCCUCCCGCGCAUCCCCGAGACGGAGACGCUGCUCUACACGGACGAACGGCAUUCGUCAUCGUCGCCACGUGGAUCAAACAAGACGUGGGCGAUCCCGCCGGGCACGCCCGUCGGCAUGUCGGCGUACCACGUGCACCACGACGAGAGCGUGUUUCCGGAUAGCACGCAGUACCGGCCGGAGCGGUGGCUGGACGACGACGAUGGCGACGCGGCGGGGGGGAGGCGUGGUGGUAGUAGGAGGAAGAAGCUGGAGGGGUGUCUGCUGUCGUUUUCCAAGGGGAGCAGGCAGUGCGUCGGGAUGCAUCUGGCGCACGCGGAGCUGUGGUUGGGGUUGGCCAUGUGGGUGAGGUGGUUUGGGGACAGGUUGGAGCUGGCGGGGGGGUGUGGGGUCGAGGAUGUGAGGUAUCAUCACGAUGCGUUCUUGCCCGCGGUCAGCCCAGACAGCAAGGUUAUCAAGGUGUUGGUGAAGCCAAAGGUCGGGGAGUGA